Molecule: messenger RNA, 3250 nt
Organism: Carassius gibelio (silver crucian carp)
Lineage: Eukaryota; Metazoa; Chordata; Actinopteri; Cypriniformes; Cyprinidae
Exons: 2
Coding region: 2197-3249 (350 amino acids)
Source: RefSeq, a predicted model, not a curated record
UCGCGAGGAAAAGUCCCACGGAUACCGCUUUGAGAAUGUAUAAGUGAAAUUCUCGAAGGACAGAAAUAGGUGGGCCCUUAAGGAGCUCUAGGUGAGCUGUGUUUUGUUGUGUGGAUGUAUUUGUGUCCGGACGAAUGAAUGUGUGAACAAAUAAAUUCUGUGUUGGGUGGGUAAAAGUUGCACACCAUUCUUGGACCGUCACUUCAGGGUGGCUGGGUGGAGUUGGACGCAACUAGUAUCCACUUGAGAGGGAUGAAUGUAUGAUGAGCCUUGAUAAUAAAAGGACAAUUAAUGACUGAUUAUCCCUUAAAUAAAGGGAAAAAGUAUGCAAGAAUAAGCACUCUGGCUCAAUAAAGAGUGCAGAAAGUGUGAAUGAGGUUAGAAAAUAGUAUCAAUAAAGUUUGAACCAAGAUCUAUAAUAGAUUUUUGCAUUUAGGAUGUCUGGGUGAAAGGGGAGAAAAUUUUGUGAGCUCAGCGCAGUGGGAGUGAGAGCAAGGGAGGAAGAUUUCACAUUAAAGUUGUAUUACAUGGGUGGACAAAAAAGGAAAGAGAAGUAAAAAUAAAAAUAAAGAAUUAUUGUUAGAAAUAGUUAUCUAAAAAGUGAUAAUAAAAUAGAGUUAAUAAAAUAGACAGUCAAAGAAUAAUUAAUAAAAAAGUGUAAACGCAUGAGACAAAAUAAAAAACUAAAUUCAAAAAGGUAUGACACAUAGUGAAGAAUAAAAAGUAGGGUGAAAUGGGUAAAAAUAGUUAAAUUAAGUGAAAGGUAAAGAAGAGAUUGUAACCAAGUGACUAUAAAACUAAAAAGUUGAUUUUUGGGGGUAAUAAUAUAAAUAAAGAUAUGGCAGCCACACCAGUGGAAAUAAUUGGAUUAAAAUAUCCACUGUGUAAAGAGCAAAUAAACAAAAUCUCAAAAAAUGGCAGAAGAGAACAAAAAAUAUGACGACAAAAUGGCCAAAGGAAGGGACAUUUGAUGUAGCAUUGUGUGAGGAAAUGGAAACCCUGAUAAAAAACUAUAAAACUAAAAUCAUCAGUAUGAAAAGAGAAAAAAGGGACACAAAGAGGGAAAAAGAGAAAGGAGUAAUUGCCCUGUUUAAAAAGAAGGUGAGGAUAUGUUGAAGAGUAUACACUCAAAAAAAUGAUUCUUACCAGUAAUUGAAAUGAAGCGAUCUAUAUAGAUAAAGUAUAUUUAAAAAAGCAUAAAAUAAUUAUUAUUAAUCCGAAUUAGGCGUUCUCAACAUGAACGUAAUGGAUCCGAGACCAACCUGAUCAAAUUACAUAAACUAUGCUUAAUUCGCUGCAGUAAAGUGCAAAUGCAGAUGUUGCGCAUGCGCAUUAGAAAAAAACUAGGCGGGAAGUCGACUACGGCUGGACCACCAUAUUAGACAUCAUAUGGCGACUACGGUGAGCGGUGGGAAGAUCACUGAAGAACGGAUGAGGAGAUUAUACAAGGUAAAAUGUUUUCUUCAUGUAUAGUUGAUGUAGACUUUAACAUAUAAGCUAUUUUGUAUUAUUUGAUCGAUCUUGAUUUACCGUAGCUGCUAACUGCUCCUUUUAACGUUAACAUUUGAUAUCUUCGGCCUUCCCUGCUAACGUUUUCUUGAUCAUUUUAAAAUUCACUAUAGUUUGAGUAACGUUAUGAGGUCUACAUUGUUUUUUUGUUUUUGUUUUUUGGACUUAAGAUUAUGUGUGAUUAUGUGUUACGUGUUUUUACCUGUCAUCGACAGUCACUUUGCAAAUAUGUUAGAACAUGUAACUUAUGUUAAGUUGACCGUUAACGUUUGUCGUUAGGAUCUCACGUAAAAACAUGUGUUAUCAAAUAACAUUAUAUGCGUCGACUGUUUGCAUAGUUUUAGGCAGAUUACUCGUCUAUGACUUUUCUUUUCUUUUUUUUUUUUAUAAUAGAUAAGCCAUCUCUAUGUAACGUUACGUUUUGCUUUUCUAAAAAUAUAACUUACUUUCCAACUAACGUUACACUACAAACAUGCUCGACAUAAUAUGAGAUUUGCAUGUAAAAUUUUGUAGGAUGUUCUGUUAAAAAAAACAAAAGUGGAACAUUCAUUCUGCUGAGUUGUACUUUCAUUACAAAAAUCUAAUUAUGUCGUUUUUAAUAUUCCAGAGACUUCGUUGUGACAUAAUUCCACAUUGAAUCUGAUUAAAGUCAAUCAAUCACUCACUUAAGAUAUGUGAGUCUUGGGAAUGUGGCAAUGUAAAGUGUGUGGAACAGAAGUUUGUAGUAGGUAUGAGUUAUUGAAACAUUCUAAGCUCAAACAUGGACAUUUUGGGGCAAGAUUCAGACAUCCUUGUUUAUACAGUAAUUGUCCUUGCACUUUUAAAUCAUGGAAUAACCUCCUAAGUCAUAUAUACCGUGCCCACCGUGAUCAAUCAUCUUCAAAACAAUAUCAGUUUGCCACAUUUUCAUGUCAGCUGUGUGCAUGCAUUGAGUCAAAUGAAAGAGAUUACUUUUGUCAUCUAAAUGGACAUUUGCGCAAACAUGAAACUGUGACUUGUGUAUUUAAAGAGUGUACAUUUAAAAGCAAUAUUUAUAAUACAUUUCAUACACACAAAAAUAGGAAGCAUAAUCCACAUCGUCUAACUGACUUUAAAUUAGAUGUUGUCACAGUAACUGCAGACUGUCAGGAGUCAGCCAGUUCUCCCGUUGAUUUUCCCGCAUUUUCAACAGAAUCUGCGUUAGAGUCAUGCAGUGAAGCUAAUAAUGAUGAAGAUAUUUCUAAAGCAGGUGUUCUUAAUAUUGCCCUUGUUUUAUUAAAGUUGGAAAACAUUUUGCAUGUCCCAGCCACUGCUGUUGAUGAAUUACUUCAGGAACUACAUUAUUCACUAACUUCAGCAUCAAAUCAAGUGACUUGUAGCAUAAUUUCUGACAUUCUUAGAAACCACAACUUAGAAAUUGAUGAGAUUGUCAUUCAAGAGCUUUCUGAAGCAGGGGGCAGGUCAAAUCCUUUAGUUAAAGCCAUAGAAAAAGGUGGACCCCUUGCCACAGCUUUCAAGCGGAAGCAAUUCUACAAGGAAUAUGUAAGUGUUGUAGAGCCAAUUGAGUUUAUUCUUGAUCAAAAGAGUCGGAAGACCUAUCAGUAUAUACCAAUUUUGCCUUCUCUUCAGCUGUUGUUCAGUUGCAGUGAUAUUUUCCAGUAUGUUACUCGUGACCACGAGACACAUACAACUGAUUCAGGGGUAGGGAAAGAACAGCAGUACAGGUCUAUCAGAGAUGGUCUUUAUUGCAAGGAAAACUAAU